Molecule: messenger RNA, 1386 nt
Organism: Psilocybe cubensis
Lineage: Eukaryota; Fungi; Basidiomycota; Agaricomycetes; Agaricales; Agrocybaceae
Exons: 3
Coding region: 1-1386 (461 amino acids)
Biological process (GO): ubiquinone biosynthetic process; isoprenoid biosynthetic process
Cellular component (GO): transferase complex
Molecular function (GO): prenyltransferase activity
Source: RefSeq, a predicted model, not a curated record
AUGUACAGAAGAUGUUCCAGAGGACUUCUCUAUGAACGCUUUCUGCAGCGGCAUGGCUUCGUACGCGCCCAAUCCACCGUCGCGGCCUCACAGAAACCGCGGCCAGACCCAUUCAAAACGCUCGCCCCUAAGCUCGCCGAACUACGCACAGAUCUGAUAUCCAUGCUAGGCUCAGGGCAUCCAGCAAUCAACGAAAUCGCCAAAUACUACUUCCUACACCCGUCCAAGCAAGUCCGCCCCGUCAUCGUACUACUGCUGGCACAAGCGACGAAUGGGCUCGGCAGCGACUGGAACAAAAAACUGUGGGAGGCUGAAUGCGAGAACGCGGGAGGGCGUCAGGAAGAGCUGAACCGCCCGCUCUCGCGGCCGGACGUGCUGAACGACUGGAACCCGAGCAUGCCUGCCAACACCGCCAACUUCGACCCCAAGUUCGCUAUGCACCCUGCAAAGCCCCAUCGACCGCCAAAACCGCCGCCAGCGUACUCGAACGCGUCGGUGUCUCGUACACUCGCCAAUAUCGUGCUCCCCACGCAGAGGAGGCUGGCGCAGAUUGUGGAGAUGAUGCACACGGCGUCGUUGUUGCAUGACGAUGUGAUUGACGAGUCCGCGCUCCGCCGCGGUGCUGCGUCUGCGCCGGCGUCGUAUGGCAACAAACUGUCCGUGCUGGGUGGGAACUUUGUGUUGGGGAGGGCGUCAGCCGCGCUGUCGCGUCUUGGAGAUGGGGAGGUGAUGGAGCUCAUUUCCAGUGUGCUGCCGAAUCUGGUGGAGGGUGAGAUUUUACAGCUCCGUGAAAUCAAAAUGGACGACGACAAGGCCGCGGUGUCUGCCAAACAUGAUGUCGACGUGGCGAAGGAUAUACUCGAGAAGAAUAUAAGCGGGCAGAGGAGUCGGGAUGCGUGGAACAUCUAUUUGCAGAAGACGUAUCUGAAGACGGCCAGCUUGAUGGCAAAGGGGGCUCGGUCCGCUGUCGUUCUAGGUGGAUGCAAAGAAGGCGAGGUGUGGAAGGAAAUUGCUUAUGCUUACGGUCGCAAUUUGGGAAUUGCGUUCCAGCUUGUUGACGAUGUACUCGAUUAUGAGUCUGCUUCGGCCACUCUAGGAAAACCUGGAGGCGCAGAUCUCCAGCUUGGACUUGCAACAGGGCCGGCGCUCUACGCCUGGGAGGAGUUCCCUGAGAUCGGCGACCUCAUUCAGCGCAAGUUUGAUAGGCCGGGUGACGUGGAGUUGGCCCGCGAUUAUGUACUUCGGUCAUCGGGUGUCCAACGAACGCGGGCGCUGGCACAGGCUUACGCUGAUAAAGCCAAAGAAGUCUUACAAGAGCUGCCCGACAGCGAAGCAAAGGCGGGUCUAGAGGUGUUGACGGAGAGGGUCAUUGGGCGGAAGUCAUAG